UCGAGCAGCAACCUCCAGUUCUCCAUCUAAAUCCAACAGCAAGUAAUCCAGAAUGGCACAGAAACUUAUCCUCGUCCUGAGCGCUUUGGUGGCGGUGUCCUCCGCCGUGGUGGUUCCCGGUCCCGGACUGGCCCUGCCCGCCUAUCCAUCGUAUCCGGCGCUGGCCAAGGUGGCUGCUCCUCUGGUGGCUAAGGUGGCUGGACCCGAGCCCUACGAUCCCAAUCCUCAAUACACCUUCAGCUACGAUGUUCAUGAUGGAUCUACUGGUGAUGUGAAGAGCCAGCAGGAGACCCGCAGCGGUGAUGUGGUGCAGGGCGCCUAUUCCCUCAUCGAAGCCGAUGGCACCCGCCGUAUUGUGGAGUACACCGCCGAUCCUGUGCACGGAUUCAACGCAGUGGUCCGCCGUGAGGGUGCCGUGGUUAAGGCAGUGGCUCCAGUGGCCAAGGUUCUUGCUCCAGCUCCUCUGCUCCAUGCCGCUCCUUUGGUUGCCAAGGUGCCCGCAUAUGCCCCAGCUCUGGCGCCUGCUUAUCCGGCUCUGGCCCAUGGAUACGGUCCGGCUUUGGCCCCAGCCUACGGACCCGCUUUGCCCAAACUGGCACUGCCUGCUCUGCCCGCCCUCUCGCCCCUGGGCUACCACUAAGUCAGGGAAUCGAACCCAACCGGAUUGAUAUUUGCCGACCUCUUGCCGCACCCGAAUAAUGGACACAUCGCGACCAACUUCUCCUGCCACGUGGCCUCCAGCUAACAGAAGGCCACGGGCCGAUCGUAGUCGAUAGUAGUUGUAGUAUUAGUUGAAAUGAAAGCGAUUUAUCGAAAUAUGUACAUACGAAUUCACGGACAGCGGGUUCUGAUUUGAUUAUUAUUUUUGGAUCCGGAUCCAAUGUCCCCUCAUCUACACUCACAACAUUCUCGAGGCCUUUCAUUUAUGUUUCUUGUCUUUUUAAUCUUAAGGCUGUUUGACCGCGAUAAAAACUCUAUAAUCCCCAACUUACAAUCCCCGUUUCAAUUCUUAUUUAAUCCGAGCCUGUGCACUCGAGUAGAACUCGCAGAAUGAGAAACGAGAUUGCAAUAAACGAACCGAAGCUAUGCAAA
Drosophila eugracilis is the source of this 1092-nucleotide messenger RNA. It is a transcript of the gene Cpr64Aa, whose product is annotated as larval cuticle protein A2B. The record is from RefSeq and is a predicted model, not a curated record. The coding region runs from base 53 to 640 and encodes 195 amino acids. The transcript has 2 exons. Gene Ontology annotation, cellular component: extracellular matrix. NCBI's taxonomy places the organism in Eukaryota, Metazoa, Arthropoda, Insecta, Diptera, Drosophilidae.